AUCGUCAAAAUAUUGGAAACUGGGAAGCUGUUCUUCCAAUUCUGGUGUUUUGUGGCUUCUUAAAUCACCAUUUAAGUCUCUACUGCAGCUAGCCUGCCAUUUAUGAUGUCCGAAGAAGAGGAUAUGGAGUCAGGCUCGCCGACUGAGGCGGGCCCAGCGCGCGCGUUGGUCGAGAAGGGUCGCGCGGCCCGCAGACGCUUGGAUGCUGUCUUCAACGAGCUGAUGCAAGAGUGUAGACAUUCAGCCCCCGGCGCUCGCCUCUCCGCGCGUCUCCGCAAUACGCUCGAAAGGAUGCCGCCGGCGCUCCGUCGCGCGGUGGUCUCGCGCACGGCGGCGGGCUGCGCGCCGCUGUUCGUGUGCGCGCGGCGCGGGAACGCCGAGCUGGCAGAGUACUUAGUGCAUGUCUGUGACGCGCCGCUCGAGCAGCGCGGGGUUUAUGAUGCGCCUGAUGAGAGGGCCGCUCAUCAGGUCACACCGCUGUGGUGCGCGGCGGUGGCGGGGCGGCUGGGCGUGCUGCGCGUGCUGGCGGACGCGGGCGCCGACCUGGACGCCGGCUCCGACAGCGGCUCCACGCCGGUCCGGAGCGCCUGCUUCAUGACGCAUGAGUCGAUAGUGCGUGAGUUGGUCGAGCGCGGCGCCAACAUCCACAAGCCGAAUCACAACGGAGGCACCUGUCUCAUCAACUCCGUACAGAGUACUCGACUCUGCGCGUACCUGCUGUCUAAGGGUGCCCAAGUAGACGCGUGCGACCUCCAACUAAAGACAGCAUUACACUACGCGGCGCAAGAACACCGCGCGGACACGGCGCGCCUGCUGCUGGCGCACGGAGCCGACCCCGCGCGCCGCUCGCGCGCCGGCGACGACGCGCUGCGGACCGCCGCGCUCAAGGGUGCAGCCUCCAUAGUAACUCUCCUUACCUCUCGAGGCCGCUACUCGGUGGACGCUUUAGCCGACGCGUACGAGCUGCUCGGGGCGACGCAGCUGGACGAGCUCAACGAGAUCGGCAGCGCGCUUGCCAACUGGAGACAUGCUACUGCCCUGCGCCACACAGAAAGCGGCUACAUCCCGAAGCGCGGGCACCAGGUCCUGGGCGGCGGUGACGUCACAGCCGGCGCCACCGAGUGGACCACACACGAGCAGCUGGAUGCGCUAAGUGCAGACGUGGAAGCGCUGAGAGUGCAGGCUUUGUUGGUGGCAGCAAGGAUAUUGGGACCGCAUCAUAAAGAUACGGUGUUUCGGCUGAUGUAUCGAGGCGCAUCGUACGCAGACGCGUUCCGCUACCAGAACUGCAUCGACCUGUGGACGUGGGCGCUCGAGAUACGCAUCGAGAGGGACACCCUGCUGUAUACUGACACGUGGCACUGCGCAUGCGCGCUCACCCGGCUCAUGCUGGACGCGCGCGGCGGGCGGCUGGAGCGCGCGCGCGGCGUGCCCUCGCUGCGCCACGCGGCGCGCCUGUUCGCGCGCACCUCGCGCACCCUGCCCGAGGCCCGCAAAGCGCUAGACGUGCGGCCUGUGUUCAAGAAACAAGCGGAGACGUUCGACCGAGCGCUGCGCUGUGUCACCCACCUCAUAUACCUGAUGCUGGACAUCGCCUCCACGCCUGAGGAGAUUGUUGAAGUAAAAACGCAAAUCCGUGAACUGGUAGCAGCUGAUAUCCGCUCAGCUCAGACUGGAGACACUUUACUGCAUCUGUGCGUGUCGCGGCUCAACGUCAUCCGCUCCACAUACUUCGCCGACGAGAUGAACGCACCGCCCAUAUUCCCGGACGUGCGCGUGGUGCGUGCCCUCACGGAGCUCGGCGCGAGCCCGCGCACGCGCAACGAAGCAAGAUCGACCGCGCUGCACGUGGCGGCCAUACCGUAUAACUAUAAUGCUGAGCUAAUAGAGGCCCUACUAGAAGCCGGCGGUCACCUCGACCAAGUCAACCGCUUCGGAGACUCAGCGCUCAGCCUAGUCGCGUCCAGAUGCGAUUCCCGCCUCUACCCCCUACGACACACGACCCUGUGUUGUUUGGCAGCUCGAGCACUGCUAGCCAGUCCUGCACAUAGGAAUAUACCAAGAGAAGCUUUGCCUGAAACUUUACAUGAGUUUUUAGAUUUGCACCGCCCGUGAUGGAAGAGAGUUUGGUCGGGUUAUCAAGUUUCGUAGUAAAAAUAUUAGUUGAUAUUUUCAAAACGGUGACAAACUUUUGUGAAGCCGUAAUUCUUACGCUAAGAAGAAUUAAAUUAUUGUUUAUCCUACUUUACGCUAGCAGGAUAACCAAUAUUAAUUGAUGUAGCUAUAUUAUUGUUUUAUGGCACCUUUUCUGUGUAUUGAAGCACAGUAACUUCUGUCAGUAUCAAGUGUUGGAUUGAGAACUUAAAAUUUAAGGCGAUUUCAAGUUGUUUCUGUGUAGUUCAUAUGAAUUAUGUCACUUUGAAUAUUAGCGGAAGAUAAUAUAAGUCACGUGCAUCUUGGGUAAUAAGAUUAGCACAACAUUGCACAUAAUAAAUAAGUACUGCUCUUGUGGUCUCAUUUUAUCUUGCCUAAAUCUUAGAGGAAUUGGUGACCCCGACAUGAAAUCACUUUCUCAUAGUGAAUACUGUUGAAAAAAUUAAUUAUUUAAAAUCAAUGGUAUAAAGUGAUUACCUUUAGGUUUUCAGCAUUCCAGAGUAUUUUUAUUCCUAACUUAUACCUACACUAGUCAUUGUGUGCAAGAACGACACUGUUAUAUUUUUAUUGUGUUUAUUUAUGUUAUCUUGUAUUGAAAUUUGAGAGUUUGGGAAGAAGUAAAUGAAUUUCUGUAGGCAUAAA
Molecule: messenger RNA, 2796 nt
Organism: Plutella xylostella (diamondback moth)
Lineage: Eukaryota; Metazoa; Arthropoda; Insecta; Lepidoptera; Plutellidae
Gene: m-cup
Product: ankyrin repeat protein mann-cup
Biological process (GO): ubiquitin-dependent protein catabolic process
Cellular component (GO): ubiquitin ligase complex
Molecular function (GO): protein binding
Source: RefSeq, a predicted model, not a curated record